Messenger RNA from Penicillium paradoxum, 1083 nucleotides. Its product is annotated as pinin family protein. Gene Ontology annotation, cellular component: catalytic step 2 spliceosome. The coding region runs from base 1 to 1083 and encodes 360 amino acids. The transcript is spliced from 3 exons. The record is from RefSeq and is a predicted model, not a curated record. NCBI's taxonomy places the organism in Eukaryota, Fungi, Ascomycota, Eurotiomycetes, Eurotiales, Aspergillaceae.
AUGUCUGAAGGGUACCGUUCACCUCCGUCCCGUGCAACCUGCACCCAAGCAUUGAAAUUGAGCGCUCUAGCUAAUACCCCGUGUGAUUGUGAUAGUACUGAGAUGCUCGCUUCCGCAGUGGCUGUGCCCAGUCAGGACACGGAUAGCCAGUCACCUGAAGUGACUGCAAAGAGACGAAAGUCCUCAAUUACAGAAUACGACGCUAAGCGCCGGCGACUCAGCUCUCAGGGCAACAUCUCCCCGCAAUCCCAGCGCCGUCGCCCGUCAUCUCCUCCCUCAGUGACGAAGGAUUCGACUGAGCCAAGGCCCGCGCGACUGCGCGCAGGACGAGAGGAGGAUCGCCAGCGAGGCCAGCGGUUAUUCGGUGCACUGUUGGGUACUCUCUCGCAGAAAUCGAGUUCUGCGGCACAGAGACGGCGCGCUGAUAUUGAGAAGAAGCAGCAAGAAAAGCUGAAGUCCCAAGAUGCGGAGUAUGGCGAGUUGAAGAAACGGCGCAAAGAACAGCGUGAAGAGAUUCGGAGGAGGGAGAAGCCGUUGUAUGAACGAGAAGCGAUGCAAACACGACACUCGAAUAUGCUUGCUAUGGCACAUUUCUUCAAGACACGGGCAGAGCCGGCCCUGUAUUACAAACCAUGGCAACCCCGACCUGGCGACGACUCGGUAAUAGAGCAGCAGAUCGAAGAGGCAAAGGCGACUAUUGCCCGUGAAGUAGCCGAAUUCGAAGCCCGAUACCCGCCCGAAGCCUUUGCGCCCCAGCAGCCAGCCGAGAUUGAAGCACAACCACAAGCAGGCGUGGAAAAAACAGAGAAGUAUGACGAAACGCAGCAGGUAGAUGGUUCUCAAGACCCGCCCUCGGCUCCAGAGCCCGAGACCAAUCCGACAGACCCAGAAUCUAAGGAAACAGCUCAGGGUGCUCCGGAUACGGUGGGUGUGGAUGCUCAUGACCAAACCUCUGAUCCAGUCCAAACGGAUGGAACCACUGCUAACGUGGGGGAAAGUGCCGUUCAAGACCAGAAUGAUGCCCACCGCGAUGAUGACGGAGGCGAGGUCGUUGAGGAUAAUGAGGAUACUGUGAUUUAUUAG